AUGACAAAGGAGGCACAAGAAACCCACCGGCGAGAAACCCAACGCUGGCGCGACGAACUGCAGUCUCUCCUCGGCAGUAACACAACGCCGGAUGGCAUGAACAUCGAGAACCUGCAGCGUGAAGUCUGCCACACCCUGGUCAGAAUAAUCAAGAAUUCGCAUGAAAAGCCCCCGGAGUCGUUGUGGGAUGUUGGAGGACCUCUCCAUAACAUCCACUAUCGUCGACCUGUCAUCAGAUCGAUCUGGGAGACCUUAGCGCGAAAGCAGACAGCCGGCGCUCUUACGCCCGCGACUUCCAUGCGCGAUAUUGUACCGAGAGACGUUCAAGGUACCCAGUCAGCCAGAGCUGCAAGGUACAGCCGGCGAAAUCAGUCCGUCGCAGGCGACACGGGUUCUGGAUCUUUCAUGCCGUCCCCAUCAUCAAUUGCUGAGCCGUCAAUUGCUCCUGGCUCACAUCAAGAUCAGCCCAAUAACCAACAACUCUCCAAUUCCGACACCGAGAACAUCAUGACUCAAUGCACAGUCGAUGACCCUUCAGACCAAGCGCAAACAUCUCAGUGUAGCCGCGGCGUGGCCUUUACGUACAUCAAAGACACUGAACUGCUCAAACCUGGAAAGAACCUUCAUGGAAGCCUCAUCUUGAGCAUCCUCCGACGCGCCGCGCAUCUCAACCCUUUCGGGUAUGUCAUCUUGGACCCCGCAGUCUCCAGCGGGAUCCAGAACCACAAGCCGAUUCCAAUAGACGUACAGGAACGACUGGCAUCUUCUGGAAGAUGCUCCAUCAUUGCUCCUAUCCAUCUCGCCGACAGACAACAUUGGGUGCUACUGAGAUUCGAUCGACGCAACGACGUUGUUCACGUUUACGACUCCCUAUCCCCGACCGGUAUUGAUGGCCAAGUUCGAGCCUUCAUCCUUCUGCUCAUCACUACGCUGGCGAUGCACGAUCCCGUCCCCGCCAUUCACAGCUGCCAUUGUCCCCUGCAGGCCGACGAAGGAGACAGCGGAACAGCGGUGAUUGUCAAUGCGUUGGAUAUCAUGACCAGAAACGGCUACCUUGAAGUCGACAGCAAUAAGAACUACACCCUUUAG
Messenger RNA from Colletotrichum gloeosporioides, 1089 nucleotides. RefSeq lists its product as uncharacterized. NCBI's taxonomy places the organism in Eukaryota, Fungi, Ascomycota, Sordariomycetes, Glomerellales, Glomerellaceae. The coding region runs from base 1 to 1089 and encodes 362 amino acids. The record is from RefSeq and is a predicted model, not a curated record. The transcript has a single exon.